This is a messenger RNA of Tyto alba (common barn owl), 2798 nucleotides long. It is a transcript of the gene SLC9A4, whose product is annotated as solute carrier family 9 member A4. The transcript is spliced from 12 exons. Bases 16 to 2358 code for a protein of 780 amino acids. The record is from RefSeq and is a predicted model, not a curated record. Gene Ontology annotation, cellular component: membrane. Gene Ontology annotation, biological process: proton transmembrane transport; regulation of pH; sodium ion transport. Gene Ontology annotation, molecular function: sodium:proton antiporter activity. Lineage: Eukaryota; Metazoa; Chordata; Aves; Strigiformes; Tytonidae.
GUCACAGCCCCAGACAUGGGCUCUGCCGCGCUUGCACCCGCAAAGCUUCUCAGCUGGUUGCUGUUGCUGUUGAGUCUGGUGUGCUGUUCUGCUGCUGCUUAUGUGGAGGAGCCCAACCCGAGCAAGGGUUUCUUGCCUCGCUAUGAACCUGAUCACGGGGGUGCUGUUGGCUCUUCACAAGAUACGAGGCUACAUGUUUUCACAGUGGACUAUGACUAUGUGCAGAUUCCCUAUGAAGUCACUCUUUGGAUCCUCCUUGCCUCUCUUGCAAAAAUAGGUUUCCAUAUCUAUCACCGAUUACCAAGACUGAUGCCUGAAAGCUGCAUCCUGAUUGCCAUUGGAGCAGCAGUAGGAGCGAUCAUCUUUGCUUCUGACCACAAAUCUCCACCAGUGAUGAACACAAGUAUCUACUUCUUAUAUCUUCUUCCACCCAUUGUCCUGGAGGAAGGUUAUUUCAUGCCGACUCGCCCAUUUUUUGAAAAUUUGGGGUCCAUCCUAUGGUGGUCUGUGCUGGGAGCUCUGCUCAACUCAUUUGGGAUUGGCCUCUCCCUCUACGGAGUCUGCCAGAUCGAAGCCUUUGGCCUGACUGACCUGAACCUGCUGCAGAACCUGCUCUUUGGCAGCAUGAUUUCAGCUGUGGAUCCUGUGGCAGCUCUGGUAGUUUUUGAAGAAGCCUCUGUUAAUGAGCAGCUUUACAUGAUGAUCUUUGGAGAGUCAUUGCUAAAUGAUGGCAUAACUGUGGUUUUAUAUAACAUCUUCAUCGCCUUCACCCAGAUGCACAGGUACGAAGAAAUCGAAUCGAUUGAUGUCUUUGCUGGCUUCGCUCGCUUCUUCGUGGUGGGGCUGGGUGGCGUGUUGUUUGGCAUCGUCUUUGGAUUCGUUUCAGCCCUCAUGACUCGAUUCACCCACAACGUUUCUGCUAUCGAACCCCUGCUGGUCUUCAUGUUCAGCUACCUGUCAUACUUGUCCGCUGAAACCCUUUACAUCUCGGGCAUUUUGGCGAUGACGGCAUGUGCAGUGACGAUGAAAAAAUACGUGGAGGAGAAUGUUUCCCAGAAUUCCUAUACCACAAUAAAAUAUUUCAUGAAGAUGCUGAGCAGUGUCAGUGAGACCCUGAUUUUCAUGUUCAUGGGAGUGUCUACAGUGGGGAAAAACCACGAGUGGAACUGGGCCUUCAUUUGCUUCACUCUGUUCUUCUGCCUCAUUUGGCGGACACUGAGUGUAUUUGCUCUCUUCUACAUCAGUAACAAGUUCCGAACAUACCCCUUCACCUUCAAAGAUCAACUCAUUAUUUCCUACAGUGGCCUUCGAGGAGCCAGCAGCUUCUCUCUUGCAUUCUUGCUUCCAGUAAAUCUCUUCCCAAGAAAAAAAUUGUUCAUUACUGCUACCCUUGUAGUUAUAUAUUUCACCGUGUUCAUCCAAGGAAUCACAAUUGGACCAUUGGUCAGAUAUCUAGAUGUUAAAAAGACCAACAAAAAGGAGUCCAUCAAUGAAGAAAUUCAUGUCCGAUUGAUGGAUCACUUGAAGGCUGGUAUUGAAGACAUAUGUGGACAUUGGAGUCAUUAUCAGCUGAGAGAUAAAUUUAAGAAGUUUGACAAUAAGUAUUUGAAGAAAUUCUUAAUUCGUGAACACCAGCCCAAAUCCAGCAUUGUGUCAUUGUACAAAAAGAUGGAGAUAAAACUGGCCAUUGAGAUGGCUGAGAGCGGCAUGAAAAUUUCACAAUCAUCCACAGCUUCUUUACAGAGGCGUAGAAAUCGGCGUGUGCAUCAGCUCUCCCCCGCAGAGGUGGAGUCCAUGAGAGAUGUCCUGGCACAUAAUCUAUAUCAAGUGCGGCAAAGGGCACCGACAUACAGCCGACACAACCUGCCUAGCAACACAAAUGAGAAACAAGCCCAAGAAAUCCUCAUCCGCCGGCAGCACAGCCUGCGGCAGAGCUGCAGGAAGGGAAACAGCCUACCUUGGGGUAGACCGGCUAGCACCGUGGAAGUACGCUACCUCUCUUUGCCUCAGGGCCCCAGCCAGCCUAGACAAAAAGCCAGGCGUGUUACUUUUACAGAUCACCACAGUAGUGGCUCUGAUGCUGCAUUCCCAGUAAUGUUUAGACCCCAGCCCCGACUACGGCCACUCGAAGCAAAGCACCGCCAGCAAGAGCUGAUUCCAAUGACACGCUUGGAUAGACGAGCGGGCCCAUCCAAUCUGUCAGGUCGAAGAGGAAAUUCAAUCAGCCAGCAUCGUUUCACCAGAGCAGGCAAUCUAGCUCUAAUGCCAAAGUCUCGAUUCACCAUGGGAGAAGUAGAGAGGUAUGAGUCAGAAGAAGAGACAGAAACAAUGGCACCAGCCAGGCCAUUAGUCAUAUGAGGAGCAGAGAAGAGCAAUGUUUGCCUCUCUAGGGCCCUUUGUACACUGCUUCAGAGAAAAUAACAAAGCUCUUAUAUGAACCAAACCACAAUUUUCCUUCUGGGACCAGUGCACUUGUAUCACUUUCAAGCGCUGUAUCAAGGUACUUAGUGGCUCGGAGAAGACUCAAAUUCUUAUACAUUUAUAUCAAGCUUUCUUUCCAACAAACACUGCAGGAAAGAGGGGAACAUGAUCUUUGUAGAGGUUUGGAUGUAGAUUUAAACGACGGUAGUUGGGCACAUGCAGUGCUAUGGGUGGAAGCUGAUACUGACUUCCUCUGUUCUGUACUAUGGCCUGAAUCCAGAAGAAAGAAAUACCGAAAGACAUGCUUGGCACAUGAGUGCCCAAAUGGAUAACUUCAACUUGCCCUGAGCUUUUGACCUCAGAGUAGCUGAGAUAUU